Molecule: messenger RNA, 3465 nt
Organism: Sebastes umbrosus (honeycomb rockfish)
Lineage: Eukaryota; Metazoa; Chordata; Actinopteri; Perciformes; Sebastidae
Gene: slc7a2
Product: solute carrier family 7 member 2
Exons: 12
Coding region: 291-2243 (650 amino acids)
Biological process (GO): transmembrane transport; amino acid transport
Cellular component (GO): plasma membrane
Molecular function (GO): amino acid transmembrane transporter activity
Source: RefSeq, a predicted model, not a curated record
CCCUGGCAGCGGCGGGAGUGGAGGCUGGAGUCUAGGGGCAAGGCGAGAUGAAGAAAUACUGUGGACAGAAGGGAGGCGUAAAAGCACUGCUCUGCUCAGCGUACAUGCCAGCAAAUGAAUUAGUGCUAAAGUGGAGUUCGGAAGCAGCAGUUCAUGGGAGCAGUGGAUCUAAUUUGACAAGCUGGAAGAAACGCACUGACACUUCUGACAGCCCUUCUUUUUUUCCCCCCGGUGUCUGAACCUGGCCCCAUUACAUCCACACAGUGUCAUUCCAACAAGCAAGCGUCAACAUGCUGGAACAGGUUGUGUCAUUCGGCCGCUCCCUGGUGCGCAGGAAAGUGGUCGACAUGAACAGCCUGGAGGAAUCAAAGCUGUGCCGCUGCCUGGGAACCGUUGACCUCAUCGCCCUGGGAGUUGGCAGCACUCUGGGCGCCGGCGUCUACGUCCUGGCCGGCGAGGUGGCCAAGGGCGACUCAGGCCCCAGCAUAGUCAUCUCCUUCUUAAUCGCUGCACUAGCCUCCGUCAUGGCCGGCCUUUGCUACGCCGAGUUUGGCGCGCGCGUCCCAAAGACCGGCUCUGCUUACCUUUAUAGCUACGUGACUGUAGGAGAGAUCUGGGCCUUCAUCACUGGCUGGAACCUUAUUCUCUCCUAUGUGAUCGGUACCUCCUCCGUUGCCAGGGCUUGGAGUGGCACAUUUGAUGAAAUGAUAGGCGGGCAUAUAGAGGUAUUCUGUAAGACCUACUUCAGCAUGAACUCUCCUGGUCUGGCUCAGUACCCUGACUUCUUUGCUGUCUGCCUGAUACUGCUGCUUUCUGGACUCCUGUCGUUUGGGGUGAAGGAGUCAGCCUGGGUCAAUAAAGUCUUCACUUCAAUCAACGUGCUCGUACUCUUGUUCGUCAUCAUCUCCGGCUUCGUCAAAGGAGACGCAUACAACUGGGAGAUAUCUGAAGAAUCCCUUAUAAAUGUCACCAUAGUUACAAGGAAUUUGUCGGUGACGGCCAACGUGAGCAGUGAUUAUGGAGUCGGAGGAUUUAUGCCUUUCGGCUUCAGCGGGACCUUAGCUGGAGCUGCCACCUGCUUUUACGCUUUUGUUGGAUUUGACUGCAUCGCAACAACAGGCGAGGAGGUGAGGAACCCUCAGAGAGCCAUUCCCAUCGGCAUCGUGGUGUCACUGACCGUGUGUUUCCUGGCGUACUUUGGCGUGUCAGCCGCGCUCACGCUGAUGAUGCCAUACUAUCUGCUGGACGAGAAGAGCCCUCUGCCCAUGGCCUUUGAAUACGUGGGCUGGGGCCCUGCCAAAUACGUGGUCGCUGCAGGUUCACUGUGUGCCCUCUCCACCAGUCUGCUGGGCUCCAUUUUCCCCAUGCCUCGUGUAAUCUAUGCUAUGGCACAGGAUGGGGUGCUUUUCAAAGUCUUAGCCCGAAUCAAUCCUAAGACGAAGACCCCACUUAUUGCCACUAUGACCUCCGGUGUAGUAGCAGCCAUCAUGGCUUUCCUGUUUGACCUCAAAGCGCUGGUUGACAUGAUGUCCAUUGGAACUCUGUUGGCCUACUCGCUGGUUGCUGCGUGUGUACUGAUUCUCAGGUACCAGCCAGAUUGGGCCCUAGCGCGGCGGGCAGGCACAGGUGAGAGGGACUACCUGUCCUCUGAGGAGGGAGAGUCUGACCUGACGGAGUCGGAGUCCCACCUUAACAUGCUGAAGGGUGGCAGCUCCACCCUGCAGGCCGUCCUGCACCCUCCUGUCUCACCCACUGAGCAUUCCUCCAGCGUGGUCAACAUGUCCAUCUGUGUGCUAGUGCUGGUAGUGUGCACGAUCAGCUAUCUCACCACGUACCACAUCUACGCCGUCCUUCGGAUGGAAGUGUGGAUCUUGGCACUGCUGUCCGGUCUGCUCCUCAUCUUCAGCGGCUGUGUCUUCAUGGUCUGCAGACAACCUCAGACUACCAAGAAGGUCUCCUUCAUGGUUCCCCUUCUGCCCUUUCUGCCCAUUCUGAGCAUAUUUGUCAAUAUUUACCUCAUGGUUCAGCUGAGUGGAGAUACCUGGAUACGUUUCUCUGUGUGGAUGGCUGUGGGCUUCGUGAUCUACUUUGGCUACGGCAUGUGGCACAGUGUCGAGCGCCAACGCAAACUCCAGGGUGCUUUAAACAGCAGCAGCACCGAGGAACCCAACAAGACUGGUAUGGGCGCAGUAGGAAAAGACCAGGAUAGUUUCAUCUGCCCAGAAAAGACCAGCCAGUGUUAAAGUGAAAGACUCUGUGAGGCGACACAGCAACUCUGCCUUGAUGAACCUGUUUAUACAGCUUCGCCUCAGUCACAAGCACAUUCAGCCUGCGAAGGCAGCGCCAGUACUCUGUAUCAGCGACCACAUGAUGAGGAGCCGCUCCAUCACGGUGAUGGAACCAUAUCCUGUAUAGGUCACAUUGCGCUUUAUGGACAGCAUGGAGACAGAAUUUUAAAGGACAGGUAACACACUGGAGAGGGAUGUUCAUUUACUUUCACACUGAAGCAGUCAAUGCGAGACUGCAGCAACGCUUUUCUCUUUCAUUAUGGACUUUUUAGUGCCGGACACACAUUUUGUCUUUUCUAUUAAUCUUUACAUUUUCAGCAGGUUUGUACAAGGUUUGAAAUGUAAAGUCUUGGAAAUCUAUGUUAUACAUUUAAUGGUCCAGGGUAUUAUUAGAUUUUGAUACACCAAUUAUGUACUACUAUUAAAAGUAAUGUUAGUUUGUGGUAGAAGCACUCAUUGUUCUUUGACAUAGGUGUAGGACGCUGAAAUAGGACCAACAUUAGUUUAAAGAUAUGCUGUCAAUCAUGAAGUUGAAUAUAGAGUAUAUUUUAGAACUAUUUGGUGCAUAAUUGUUUUAUAUGCAUACAUGUGAAAUUGUGAUAUAUGUAUAAAAAGAUCAUAAAGACUCAUUUAGCCACAUUUAAACCAAUGUACAAUAUGUGUAAUAGUUUUGUAGGCACUUAACAUGUUAUGACUCGACUAAUGGAAGUAGGCCGAGUGCUGGUGGAGAAUGACAUGUAACAGAUCAUGUCUGCUGUAGUUCUUGAGGUAUCUGUAGUUUUAUUCAGCACAGAUUUACUUUUUUAUUUUUGCUUAGGGAUGUGUUUUAUCUAUGAACUGUUACAAUUUGAAUAUGAAGAUUGUUAUUUGAUACAGAACUCUAGUCAAAAAGUAUUUUUAGUAGUAGUAUUUUUCACUCAGAUUACGACACGCUGUAUUUUACUGAUAUUUUGUGCUAUUUUGAUACAGUUGCAAACAUGCUGUUAAUAUAACCUUCAUGUACUCUGCCACCUAACAUGAAGCACAACAAUUAAUUGCAAGUUAAAGUGUUACUGUGUAUAAAACAAGGUCUGUCUGAGUUGCCACAUGAUUUAGAUGAACUGAGCAUUUUUCCAGGUUUAUUCUCAAUGUGUUGCUUUAGAACCAGCUUAAAGAGACUUUUUUGUGCUAAACUGCA